Messenger RNA from Larimichthys crocea (large yellow croaker), 4398 nucleotides. It is a transcript of the gene valopa, whose product is annotated as vertebrate ancient long opsin a. Gene Ontology annotation, molecular function: G protein-coupled receptor activity. The coding region runs from base 322 to 1485 and encodes 387 amino acids. The transcript has 5 exons. The record is from RefSeq and is a predicted model, not a curated record. NCBI's taxonomy places the organism in Eukaryota, Metazoa, Chordata, Actinopteri, Sciaenidae. Gene Ontology annotation, biological process: visual perception; G protein-coupled receptor signaling pathway. Gene Ontology annotation, cellular component: membrane.
GCUGCCAGCGCUCUUCAAGACAUCUCCUCCCACUUCCAGCGCCGUACAACCUGCGCUCCAUCACUCAAACUCAACAUUCCUGGCGGAUUUCUCUCACACUGUGUUCCAACUAUGCGCUUCAGCCAGCGAGGACUUCAACACAAGAACUUUGUCAAAGAAGAGUCCCAGGGCGCACAGGAUGCUCCACAGCACAGCGUUUAACGCAGACUAGGAGCGACUCCACGGGAAGUUGUGUGUGUGAGAGAGAGAAAGAGAGAAAAGAUAUAUUUUUUUUCUCUGUUAGGGUCACCAAGCAGGUAGCCUGCACUCUGGGCAUGGACAAUGGAUAAUUUAAGUCUGUCAGUGAAUGCGGUGUCCUACACUGUGGCAACUGAACUCUCCACUACAGAUGAUCCGUUCACUGCACCCGUCAAGAACAUCGCGCCGUGGAACUUUACUGUCCUGGCCGUGCUCAUGUUUGUGGUCACCUCGCUGUCUCUGAGUGAAAAUUUCCUCGUCAUGUUUGUCACGUUUAAGUUCAAACAACUCAGACAGCCCCUGAACUAUAUCAUAGUCAAUUUGUCCAUCGCUGACUUUCUGGUCUCUCUCACCGGUGGAGUAAUAAGUUUCCUGACAAACACCAGAGGUUACUUCUUCCUUGGAAGGUGGGCUUGCGUCUUGGAGGGGUUUGCUGUUACUUAUUUCGGGAUUGUGGCAAUGUGGUCCCUCGCCGUUCUGUCCUUUGAACGAUUCUUCGUGAUCUGCCGUCCUCUGGGUAACAUACGACUGCAAGCGAAGCAUGCAAUCCUCGGUCUGUUGUUUGUCUGGGCCUUCUCAUUCAUCUGGACCUUCCCCCCAGUGCUAGGCUGGAACAGGUACACCACAAGCAAGAUCGGAACCACCUGUGAGCCUGACUGGUAUACAACUAACGUCGUAAAUCACAGCUACAUCAUCACUUUCUUCGUCACCUGUUUUAUUCUGCCUCUUGGAGUUAUAUUCUACUGCUAUGGAAAGCUGCUGCGAAAGCUCAGGAAGGUAUCUCACAGUCGUCUGGCCACUGCCAGGAAACCAGAGCGGCAGGUGACCCGUAUGGUGGUGGUGAUGAUUGUGGCAUUCAUGGUGGGUUGGACGCCGUACGCAGUCUUCUCCAUACUGGUCACAGCUCAUCCAACCAUUGAACUUGACCCCAGGCUGUCUUCCAUCCCCGCCUUCUUUUCCAAAACAGCUACUGUCUACAACCCAAUCAUCUACGUAUUCAUGAACAAACAGUUCCGGAAGUGCCUAAUCCAGCUCUUCACUGGUAAGGGGACCAUCCCAGACAGCAACUUCAACCAGACCUCAGAGCGACCGGGAAUUACUGUUGAGAGUCAAACAGGAGAAAUGUCAGCCAUUGCGGCUCGCAUCCCAGUGGGUGGCGUUGGGUCGCCCAGGUCUGACGAUUCUCCAACCGACUGUGGCUCAUUUGCCCAGCUGCCCAUCCCAGAGAACAAAGUGUGUCCAAUGUAGCCUAACACUAAACCUCAUCCCAGUUGGUGUUCUCUUACUGUCCUCUGUCCCCCAGAGUCUAUAAUAACCUUCUGUAAUCUAGAUAAAGCGCGCUUCAGAGCCUGUUUGGACAAUGACAGGACUUAAUUUUUUUGCAGUGAUGGAGGGUUCAGUGUGAAGAGUUUGCUUUUGAAGAGUUUUCAUAGGUGAGGAUGGUAGGACUUUUUUUUUUUAUUUCAGUUGCAAAAGUAAUUCAACAUCAAAAAACAGCUAGAACUUUAAGGUUUGGGCUGCAUAUGCAGUUAGAUUUUUUGAUUAAAAAGACAUUGGGGAAAAGAAUGAACUGUACAGACAGAAAUGCUCAGAGCUUUACCUGCUAGAUAUCUUGUAAAUAUUUGCUUGCUGAUCUCGGAUGUUUUCUUGACCGUCAUUGCACACCUGCUAGUGUGUCAGAUUAGAGGGCAUUUGAUUCGACUUGAUAGCAUCUGCCUUCAUAUCCUAGUGAAAAAACAGACUGCUUAAACCUUUACAUCAGUUAGUUGAGGGGUAUUUUUCAAAUACCACAAUGCAUCCAGCCUUUCAUCUUGUCCUCGCCCUCUCCUUUAAAGCCUUGUGUUGCCGCCUGUAGAGAACGUGUUGUUUUCUAUGCUGUUUCAGUACUUUACUUUGGCAGUGCAUCUUUAUUCAUCUCCGCUCGUCAAGAGGAUGGAACAGUCUUAUGAAUUGGGAUACUUUUACUUUAAUUUGUCCCGUAUGGACUAGUUUGGGCCAACGCUUUCAUAUUUACUGAAGAUGGUCAAUGAAACUUGGAGAUGCCAGUCUCCUGCUGCCUCUGUUGCACAUGUAAGAGGACAACAUAUUUAUGAAGUGCCAGCAGGGGAUCAACAAUCGCACAGCCAUGCAGCACAUAUACAUGCACAUACACACAUGUUAUAUGCAUGCACACAGACAGAUUGGGGUUCACAGCCUCAAUAGGCACUGUGAAGAUGAUACAAUGCACCAAUAAAUAUCUUAGCACAAGAGUGGCUAAGCAGCCAUGUACAACAGCAUUGAGCAUUCCCAUUAUAAGCACAGGUCGACAGCAAUAUUAAAGCUAAACUGUAUCACAGUUGAACACUUCAGUGUUAGCUACAGUAGAUGAGUGUUAAAAUGUCUUCUACUUGACUUUGUGGUGCAUGUUUGUUCACUAUUACUGGAUAUUUGUCAAAAACACUGUCGUAUUCUCUAUGCUUCACUAUGUUAAAAUAAUGUAACAGUAUGGUGUCUGUUCGCAAUGUACUGAGUGUGUGUUUCAAUCAUGUCUGACCAGUCUGGUAGCAGUAACAUUUAGCAUCUUCAAGCAUCUGUGCCAAAUUAAUUGUGAUGCUUUGAUAUAAUCAGCAUAACAACAGGAGACUGUGGCGAAGACGACAGCUUCUCUCUCACACAAGUGUUUUUUUUUUUUCUAUAUGAGAACACUUUUUAUAUAAUCUCUGUGGAACUUAACCCUGCAUUAAUCAAUAUUUUCUGUCGAUGCCUCUGUAUGCUGUGAAAGAGGUGCAAGAGCUGCAUUCCUUUCAGCUUCUUUAGCUUUCAGCUUCAGAAACAUCCUGUUUUGUUGCCUGAAAUAAUCCACAGCAGUUUGAUUUAGCUUUUCAGUUUUCAGAGAUGGCCUCUUUUUAUGGUGACUAUACCAAUGUGUUACACGUUAACUGCUUAUUUUAUUGAUGCUCAAAUGUUCAAGCCCUAUCUCAGGUGUCAGAAAUUGCUGUUACUGUUUGCAAAAGAAAGAAAAUAAAACUAGUGUCAUUGUGCUUAAUUCCACUAUAGCCAUGCUGUAUAGCAAUAUUUUCCCUUUUGAAUUCUCUUUUCUGAUUUCUUUUUAUGUAUUUGUCUUUAAGCAUUGUAAGUAUUACUCUGAACCACUUCCAAAUUGUCUUGCAAAUAGGUUUAUACAGUAGUCUCAUGGGACAAAAUUCAGAUUACCACUUGAUUGGCUGUUGACUAUGAAUCACAGUUUGUAAUUUUUUUCAAGUGUGUCUCUUGUGUGGCUGUAAAAUAUAUAUGUACCAGCGACCACCAAAGUGAACUACUCUGAUCUCUGGUGUCAUGGUCAGAUAAGUGUCAUGUCAUAAAUGUCCUUUAUUACUACAUAGUUCAGAUCUUUUAAGGUAGAGCUGUAUUAAUCUGAAAAUGAGCAGCGACACACAAGCAGUCAACAAAUACACAUGAAUGCUCCAAGCACCCUGUCAUCACAUCAUGGUCCAGCUUUCAGUGUGUACAACAAAUAGAACUCUUCUAAGCUACUGUAAAGGCUGAGAGAAGAAGUCAGCUGCAGAAAUCAACAAAAGAUGUUUAAUUUUUUUGUGUGAGUUUCGUUGUGGCUUGAGAUUUUUGGUUGCUCAUUUUCGGAUAACAAGGCUUAGUCUCGCUGAAAAAUCUCCAAACCAGAGCACUGCCCACUGAAGUUGACAGCCAUGCAUCAAUAUACAAAACAGCUGGUCAGCAAAUCCAUGUGUCCACACACACUGUCCCCACCAAUCAGUACCAACCAACAGUACAUUUAACCUUUCCCAAGUCUCUCUCUCUCUCUCUCUCUCACACACACACACACACUCACACGCACAUGGAUACAUUAGGUGUAUAGGGGCUUUUGUAAGUAGUGACUUCACCUUGAACACAGGAUAUAAAUCAACAAACCUGCCAGUGUUACAUUUUGGUGCAAGGAUUACAGACACACUGCAUGCUGAUAAGGGAAGGGAACACUCUCAACAUGUACAGAUGGAAUAAAGCUCCCAUUUCUCACCUCCCAACCCUGAAUAUCAAGCUUGUUUGUUGUAUUGUACCUACAAAGGCAUGUCAAUACUUCUGUUGUAUGUGUUCUGUUGUAUGUUUUUUGUGUCACGCAUAUUUUUUGUCUUGAGUUUGAUAUACAUGAGUUUACAGUUCAUAGAU